CGUCGAUUGGCAACCGUUGAGAGCAGACGCCACUUCGCAACUCAAUCCGGCUCGAGUAGCCUUUGCUGGUGCAACAACCAACUGCCGAAUCUCACUCAACCUUUGUGGCACUCAUCAGCAAAGUUAUUUCAGCGACAGCUCGGUGCUACAAGACAAGAUGGCGGCCGAGAAUGAUGUUUAUACUCUUCACUAUUUCCCCUUUUCGCUGUAUUCGCUCAUGGUGCGGUUUGCCUUGGUCAUAGGCAGAAGACUGGAUCCGGAGACGGCGCCAAACGUUGAGAUCAAGCUGGUGAAUCUGCAUCGAGAGGAGAACUUUUCAGAAGAAUAUCUCACCUUGGUCAACUCGAAAGGCCAGGUUCCCGCACUGACAUCGGCUGCAUUCGCGUCGCCACUUGCAGAAAGCUAUGACAUCUCCAAAUGGCUGUGUCAGAAACAGCCAGAACUCAUUCCCGAGGAGCAUCGAGAAACGAUCCAGAGCCUCAUGGACAAACUGUACAGCUUUCAUGCCAAGACGCUGACAAUAGGGUCCGACGAAAAGAAGCACGGAAUUCCAAACCGGGCUGCUGAGUUACUAGAGCAAAAGGACUUGGCUGAGCCUCAUCGAAGGGCACUGGAGAUUAAAAGCGUCUUCCACGACUUGCGUCACAACACAGUAUUUACUCCUAGCGGUAUUAAAGACGUCGAGGACAAGGCUCGCAUGUUCAUACAAGAGCUGGACAAGACUCUUGACGAGGAGAACCAGGGACAGCGCUGGAUCUUUGGCAAGCGACCUACGAUUGCGGACGCACAUGCCACGGUAAUGGUAGCAAGAUUGAUGGAGGUGAAGCGUCAAGAUCUGCUGACGGAGAGAGUGCAAGAGUACACGAGAGGAGUUCUCGCAUCUGAAGAGUGGUACGAGGUUACGCAUGGCAGGGCCACGCGCUGGAACGCCUCGAUGGGACAUGUCGCCGAUUUGAACCCGCUGUAGGGGUUUUUGGGUUGUCUUAUCAGGGAGCUUCUUAUUCUUCUUUUCCUGCCUUGUCUUCUUAUUUGCGUCUCAGUGUUGCUUGAGGCAGCUGCUUGUAUUUGAAGCCGAAAGUUUUAAUACCCAAUAUAUUCACGGAAAGAGAAGACAAAUGAUGCCUCUUAUACCUACGAGGUAGUAUCG
Messenger RNA from Trichoderma atroviride IMI 206040, 1147 nucleotides. RefSeq lists its product as uncharacterized. NCBI's taxonomy places the organism in Eukaryota, Fungi, Ascomycota, Sordariomycetes, Hypocreales, Hypocreaceae. The record is from RefSeq and is a predicted model, not a curated record.